AUGUCGCAAGAUCUUCAGCCUUUCAGGCCAGUACCUAAGUUUCUCUGUGUUAAACUCAUCAUCUUUGCUUCUUAUUGGCAAGGGUUCUUUCUCUCUAUCUUAGUUUGGCUGGGUGUGAUCCAUGAUGUUGGCUAUUAUACCCCGGACAAUAUCGCACGUGCAAUCCAAGAUGUCCUUAUUUGCUUUGAGCUUCCUGGAUUUGCCAUAGCACAUUGGUAUGCUUUUUCAUGGAAGGAUUAUGCAGACCGCUCCAUUUCAGCUGCCCGACUACCUGUUUAUUAUGCAUUCCGCGAUGCCUUCGGUAUUCGUGAUCUUAUCGAAGACACAAAGCAGACAUUUGCUGGCAAAGGCUACGAAUAUCGAUUAUUCGACCCUAGUGAUAAUGUCAUUGCGCACCCGGAAUCUGGUGCCAGAGUCGCAAGAAUGAUGGACGGGUUGAGAUACGAAAGAGGGGGCAAGGGCAAAUACUGGAUCCCCAAACCAACUUCCAGGACUGGGCUGUUAAAUAGCCCUGGUCCAAGUGGGAGAGAAAGUCCAAUGAGUCCUGGAGAAGCAGAACGGGGGCCGAAUAGAUGGAGAGGCGCUGAUUAUGGGGCAAUGGAAGAGGUUGAAAUUGAUGAGGAUGAUGAGAAACUUUACAGCCACGCGAGGGCGUUGGAAUAUGGAGAUUAUAACUAUCCUGUUAUCACCGCGCAUGAGCCCUGGAGAAACCAUCGUUGCAGCCAUAACGGGCCGACAAUGCCCACAACUGCCACUAACCAGGCCCUCCUCCGCCCCAAGCUGACUAAAAAGACCAAGUCCGCUAUCAAAGGCAAGGGCAAAGCUAAAGAGAACGAGGAGGAUAAAAAGCCACUUUUGCACCGCAACAAAUCCUCAUCUUCAUCAGCUGUCUCAUCCCGCAGUGACCUUGUCGACCUUAUCGUUGAAGACACUGAAGCAGAAGAAAUUGAACGUGUCCGCGCACGCAAAGAGGGUGGCCCGGGAUGGAAUGAGGCUGAGACGAAGAGAUUCGUUAGGACGUAUCCGGAUGAGCAUUACGGCGAAGAAACACGACAAGGGUUUGAUCCUUCAGCAGAUACGAGCAUGGCUGGGAUCGCGAAGGGUGAAGAAUCCGAACGAGGCAGAAUUACUCCAGAGAGACACGCUAGUGUCGAUGGCCAAUUUGAAGUAGGGGAUGAUGAGACCGAGACGGAAGAUGAAGGUAGAAAUGGCGGAGUGCACAUCAACGGCGAUUCGGGAGUUUGGGAAGAUUCGCAUGGACGGAGCGGAACAAUUGAGCGUGAAACCAGCUAUGGGAGCUUGAACGAGGAAAGAAAUAUUUGGGGAAGGCCAGAGUAA
Molecule: messenger RNA, 1338 nt
Organism: Morchella sextelata
Lineage: Eukaryota; Fungi; Ascomycota; Pezizomycetes; Pezizales; Morchellaceae
Exons: 3
Coding region: 1-1338 (445 amino acids)
Biological process (GO): transport
Molecular function (GO): transporter activity
Source: RefSeq, a predicted model, not a curated record